UUCUGACCUUUUAUUCACCGGCAGCGGAGACAGUGAUGAAAUAAUUAUUAGUCUUUCCUCUAAUUGACUGUAAAAGUAGAUUCAUACUAUACGCUUUGUUCCACACCAGCUUCUAACGGCCACUCAGACUGCCUGCGGAUGAUGAUCGAUUACGGGGAGGAGGGGGACCUCACCAACGUGGCGGACAAAUUUGGCCAGACCCCUCUGAUGCUCGCCGUCCUGGGGGGUCACACUGACUGCGUCCACUUCCUGUUGGAGAAAGGAGCUCUGCCCGACGCCAAGGACAAGAGGGGCAGCACGGCCCUGCACAGAGGGGUGGGUACAUCAUCAUCAUCACCAUCAUCAUCAUUUACUUUUAAAAAUUCUAAUUGAGCUUGCCGUUCUAAGAUCAAAUGGUUUUGGGCGAUAUAGAAACAGAAAGCAGCCUCUCCAGUUUGAAUGCACUCUAGGUACUUUUAUGGAUCUAAGUGUCCUUGCUGGUUGAUCAAAUGAGAGACAGUCACUUCAAUAUGUUGGGGCACGGUUAUGUAAAGCCUUGUAAAUCAUUAAGGACACUUCCAUCGAUGUGUUUCACCUUAAUACUCCCUACAAAACAAAGUAGUGUGGCUAAGCUAGCUCGAUUAGCACCUGCCUGGUGAUUAAAGAGUGUUCAGUAGGUUUCUGUGUUAUCGUAAGCAUCUGGACUCGUAAGCAAAUGUAUGACUUCUCUGAGAAUAUGGGAUUUAGAUUUUUCUGACCAAAGAAAUCCUGUAAAUUCUCAAUUUGAAUUUCAGGAAUGUUGAGUUUUUUCUUGGAACAUUACUCCCUCAGCUCUUUAAUCAUUCAUAUAUAUUAUUUUGUUUUACAUUGACCCCAUUAAGUCCUUGUAUAUUGCCCUGUCAGCAAAAAAUAUAAAUAUAUUAUUGGUAAUUUUAAGUGUCAAAACACAACAGAGCCCUUUGCAAACUAGGCCGUGUCUCCUGGACAGUUCUAACGUCAAG
Messenger RNA from Notothenia coriiceps (black rockcod), 980 nucleotides. Its product is annotated as serine/threonine-protein phosphatase 6 regulatory ankyrin repeat subunit C-like. NCBI's taxonomy places the organism in Eukaryota, Metazoa, Chordata, Actinopteri, Perciformes, Nototheniidae. The transcript has 2 exons. Gene Ontology annotation, molecular function: protein binding. The record is from RefSeq and is a predicted model, not a curated record. The coding region runs from base 139 to 372 and encodes 77 amino acids.